AUGUCGUCCCCACGGCUCUCGCCCUCUCGGACACCACCACCACCGCCGCUCGGUGCCAGCCGGCUCGGCGACUACGACGACGGCAGCUCGCUGCGCACGCCGCACUUUAUCACUCGGACCGAGGCCAUCAGAGGAGCUGCCAACCGCGUCCUGUUCUCCCAGUUCUACAUCUUCCUGUACCUCAGCAUGGCCUUGAUAUCGCUCACGACCGUCGUUCUGUCGGCCACGUCCGAGUGCCCUACGCUCGCGUUCUACAUCCUCGAGAUCGUCGUCAACACGUCCAUGAUCAUCGAGGUCCUCGUCAGGUUACUCGCGUUCGGAGCGCAAUUCUGGCAAUCGUACUGGAACGCGCUCGACCUCGCCAUCACCCUCUUCUGCGCCGUGACGCUCGUCAUCAUCUUCUUCAGCGGGUGCUCGGCCAAGGGCGAGGAGGUGUUCGACACGUUCCUCCUCGUCGUGCGCAACCUGUUUCAGUUCGGCAGGCUCGCGCUCGUCUUGCGCAAGUCCGGCAAGUCCGUCUUUACGCGCCCGGCGCCGAUCGACCUCUCGGCCGCGCGCACCUACUCGCUCGACCUCGACCUCGACGACGAGGAGGCGCUUUCGACCGAGCGCAGGGCCAUGGGCGGCGACCUCGAGGCGCAGCGCAAGCAGGCGCGCCGCACGGGCGAGCCAGAGGCGAGGGGGUUCCUGCUCGACUCGGACGAGGAGGACUAG
Molecule: messenger RNA, 714 nt
Organism: Rhodotorula graminis WP1
Lineage: Eukaryota; Fungi; Basidiomycota; Microbotryomycetes; Sporidiobolales; Sporidiobolaceae
Exons: 6
Coding region: 1-714 (237 amino acids)
Biological process (GO): transmembrane transport; monoatomic ion transport
Cellular component (GO): membrane
Molecular function (GO): monoatomic ion channel activity
Source: RefSeq, a predicted model, not a curated record